AUGUCUACGAUGCCACAAAUCCUUCCGUCAAUCAGCGGUUCCGAUUCGCAUCCUCAACAAUUGCGGUGGCUGAUGAGGAGGUGUGCCCAAUCGGCGGCGAUCGGAGAUGGAUCGAGCACUUCGUUUGCUCCGUCUGAGUUAGGGUUUCACGAGCCACGGAGGAGCGUGGUCACGAGCUGUCGAGCGAUUUUACUGCCGCAGUUCGGUGGGGCGGAGGUUCUGGAGCUCAGAGAAAAUGUUGGUGUGCCUGAUCUCAAGCCUCAUGAAGUCCUCGUGCGGAUGCGCAAAAGGGUGCCAUCAGAAGUACAAAGCCAGCCAAAAAUGACCAAUUCAGCUCCAAAUUCAAUGAAUAAAACCGUGCUAAAAACAGCGCCUGCCCAUAUACAAGAAAUGGUGCUAGCAUGGAAGGAAGAAUACUUGGAUCUUAUCCUAGUCCCAAGUGGUCUCAUCAUCUUUUUUGGCUACCAUCUCUUUCACCUUCACAAAUGCCUCAACUGCCCCGAGACCACGGUCAUCGGCUACGAAAACCACAACCGGCGGGCUUGGGUAGCACGAAUCUUGCAGGUCGAGCCAAAGGAGAGAGGCCAAGCGAUUUCCAUCAUAAGCUCCAACAUAUCGGCCGCCACGUCACUAGCCUCAAUCUCCCUUGCAUUGAGUUCGCUUAUUGGCGCGUGGAUCGGGAGCUCGUACCACAAUGAAUACCUAACCGACACGGUGUACGGAAACACGAGCCCCACGGUUGCUUACCUCAAGUACGUGUCACUACUCGCGUGCUUCAUGGUAGCCUUCGCGUGUUUUGUCCAAACGGCUAGGUGUUUCGUGCACGCCAAUUUCCUCAUAAGCAUGCCGAAUUGCGAGAUGCCCGUGGAAAACGUCGAGGGCGCGGUUAUUAAAGAUAGCAACUUUUGGGUUGUCGGUUUGAGGUCUCUCUAUUUCGCGACGAAUUUGUUGUUCUGGAUUUUUGGGCCGAUCCCAAUGUUUGUUUGCUCGGUGGUCUCUGUCGUGGUUCUGCAGUUUCUGGAUCGGAACGCGGCCCCACUGCCUCGGUUUGGUGAUAGGUCGCUCGUGAGGUAUGAGGAAUUCGAGAAGUUUGGCAAGAAAGUGCGUGAAGUUGUUGGGAAUGACGAGCAUUAUCGUGAGGAGUUGAUGACUAGUCCGAAUGGGGCUUCGAUCUUUCGGAAACAAUGAGGGUCGGGUUUUUGAAGAAAGUACGAACGAAUCGUCCCCUUGUAGAUGUAAUGUUUUGAUAUUCUAUAGUUUGUAAUGCAAUAAAGGCGCAAGGUGAACUUACGACGCGCCAUUAUUAGUUACGGUACGACAAAACAAAAUAUUUUCGCAAAAUGUACGAAAUCAUCGUAUGACAACUCUUUACUCCUUUCGUGCGAGGGCUCCCGUUCGCUUGAAUUGUCUAGAGAAGCAAACGUUGUGUAGCAAUACACUAUUCGAACCACCAAUCACGUAUAAUAAAUAAACACAUGUUUGAUUUAAACCGUCUAAUACAUCACCCCAACCAAAUUAACCCUAAGAAACAAAUGCCCAUCAUGAGAAAAUAGCAAGUAACUUUACCAAUUGACCAAAGACUGUCUGCUACACUUGUAGCUACACAAUAUUAUAUCAUAAUAUGAUCAUAUUAUUCACGCAACAUAGAAAUUUCAAAUGCACAAACAUUACAAAUCAGAGUUUCUUAGUGAUCAAAUCACUUGUUAUUCUAAAGUCAAUUUCAAUAACGUAACACAUAAAGUAGUAAACAAACUAUGCUAUACCUAUAGGUUAGCAUUGAGUAGAGUACGUACUGCCCAUCCCAUAUUCCACUUCAUAUUAUACACAUGUCAUUCAUUCAGUUUAACUGAAAAGAUUGGACAUAAUCGUGGAAUAGGAAUAACUAGCUUUCCUGACGCGCGUUUGAAGCCACGGCUCGAGCCCAGAACUUGAUUUGUGCCUUGAUGUCCUCCGCUGAUUUCUUACCGUUUGGAGAAGCCGAGGUUUGACCAUUAGACGACUCAGGAUCUAAACUUAAGUCCUUGAAACCUUGGAGUUCAUUGUAUAACUCGAGAUCAUUCAUACUCUUUUGUGUCUUGAGUUGAUUCAUUACGCGUUGAGCUCUAAUGAUCUUGCCGGACGGGCCCCCGAGUUUACUUAGGUCCGUCUUCAUUAUUGACCCAUGCCUUGAUAUGCUAGAGUUUGGAGCUAAUUUCUGUUUUAAUGGAUAUCAAUUUCAAUCAAGGCCUAGUUGUGAAAUUGGCAAUAUUACUAAGUGCAAUAAAUACAUAGUAACUAACAAAAUUAUCUAAUUAUAACUCAAAACUGGUUGGAGUUGCCGGAAAAAAGAAUGUAAAAAUGUAUGAAGGUGCAUUUUGUUAACUAAAUAAAAAGUUUUAGUUUUCCUCGUAAAGUCGUAUACCAAUUAUACCCUUACAUUCUACGUACUUUUAACGAACACUAACUAAACCUUACCUUGACAUGUCUUCUCGGGGGAAAGCUUUCCGAAUUGGUCAGUGAAGCUUGUCUGAUCAGCUUCCCCAUUGAAAAAUCACUCUCCUCGUCUUGAAUCUCUUCGUUUUUCUGGUCAACUUUCGUGUUUCCUGGAUUUUGAUCUUCUGUCUGCGUGCGAGGUGACAGUGACGGUGCCCGAAUCAAAUUCGACGGCCAGGAUUCGUCAUCCGGAAGCUUCUCGAUCGAUUUAAAAGCCUCCUCGUGCGAUUUUUCGGACAUGAUUGUGGGGAGAAAAAUGUUGGUAAAUUACCAGAAAUGUUGUACUAGUUUAUCAGGCUCAGGCUUUUCUCAACUGUCAUCUUUACGGGGGCAAAGAAAGGGUUUUAAAGGUUCGUGAAAAGUAUGAACCAUAGUAACUUCAUGAGACUUUUCUUUUCUUUUUAUCUUUUUUCUUUUCUUUUUUCACGAGAAAGUAGAGGUGAAGAGUUUAUUUGUAUAUUUAUUAUUUAUAAAAACCUAUCUUGUUGGUUCUUCCUUUUUCCAACCUUAACCAUGAAAGUCAAUCCUCAAUUACCUCUUUUGUCUAUCACUGAAUUUCACUUUUGUAUAUUUUGAUAUUUUUAUUGGCACAGUAUUGCAAUAGGCUACCCCACCUAUUUUUUUUAAAACAAAUGGAUAUUUAAACUUCGACUGUUAAAAUUCAUUUUAUCAACAUUCAUUAUAUAUGAAAUAUAGUGAAUGUUGAUUUUAAGAUUUAGGUAAUGUUUGAGAUAAUGAUCAUGUCUGUCAUACCUACAUUGGUUGGUCUUGUGUUAGGCCAUUACUCUUUACAAAUAUACAUACAUUUAUUAAGAAAUAUCAUAUUAUUAAAAGAAAUAUCAUAUUAUUAAAAACAACAUAAACAGAAAAAUGAUAUUUGAUAAAAUAUAUAUUAAAAUAGUAUGAUGAACCAAAUGCACCUAGCCAGAUCGACUGUCUCACACACAAAAUGCUUAAAAGAGAUAUUUGUGUUAUAUAUUUGGUCAAGUUAAUUUAUUGACACGUGGAUUCUCUUUUUCCUUACCUUUCUCGUCUCCACCCCAAUACUUAUCCUCUCACUAGUUGCAACUUACAGAACACAAGAUAAAGAUAACGGAGAGUAUGGCUAUGUUCGGUCAACCUACCUAAGUUUACUUAAGUUUUUAAGUGAAUUUCGAGCUUAU
Messenger RNA from Striga asiatica, 3635 nucleotides. The record is from the annotation of a GenBank genome assembly. Lineage: Eukaryota; Viridiplantae; Streptophyta; Magnoliopsida; Lamiales; Orobanchaceae.